Pyrenophora tritici-repentis Pt-1C-BFP is the source of this 918-nucleotide messenger RNA. RefSeq lists its product as uncharacterized. The record is from RefSeq and is a predicted model, not a curated record. NCBI's taxonomy places the organism in Eukaryota, Fungi, Ascomycota, Dothideomycetes, Pleosporales, Pleosporaceae.
AUGAACACCAUGGACAUGACAUCUUCCCCUGUACUCACCAAGAGCAUUCUUGAACCCUAUAAUCCCGUUAUUCAAGAUCCUACACAGUCACCACUAAUCGAUUUGCACCCGUUUAUGAUCGCUCAAGCUUUCUUCGUGGCGGAAACAUAUCGCCUUCUCCCUGAGAUCUACGAGUUACUCUGGCAGACUCUCUACAAACUUCAGUCUCAAGAACAAAUGGCCCGUCAAUCGCGGCCAGCAGCAACACAUGGCCGUCGGAGAGGUGCGCCAUCACCAGACCCAGAACCAGCCGCACCACCCAUCAUCAUUCUUUCCCAAUCCGGACCUGCACGUGUGCCCCGCUUUCAGGUACCAGCAGCAGACGGCGGCGCUGAUCAGGGUCCCUAUCCCCAGCCCCAAAAGCCUACGUCAUCUCCCUCUCAGCAACGUCCUGCACGGUACCACCUCAGGAGUUACUCCCGCAGCAACAACAACAGCAGAGCAGGUGGAAUCGCAACUUCCAAUCCGCCGAAUAAGCCGCCGCCUGAACCGCAUCCAGCGCCGCCUGUUAUUAUCCUCUCCACCAACAUCAAUACCGCAACAACAUCUCCACCUCCAGCGCGCCCCGCUUCAACACCCACAUCCACACCCGCAUUUCCAGCUCCAGCUCCAGCGUCUUCCAACCCCAUCACAAAUUCUCCACCCACCAGUCCUCCCUCAACUUCUCCACCACCCCCGGCUUCACAACAACCACACACAAUGGGUUCCAAAGUCAGCAAACUCAAGGAAAAAAACGCAGACGGCAAACUGCAGCCCUCGCAGGCCCGCCAGGACAAGGAGGAGAUGAAGGAGCCGAGCAAUUAUUACACUACGAGGAGUAAGAGUAUGCGCAAGAAGGCAAAGGCGGGUGCACCGGGUGCGGCGCCUGGGUUGCCGUAG